This is a messenger RNA of Prorocentrum cordatum, 480 nucleotides long. The record is from the annotation of a GenBank genome assembly. NCBI's taxonomy places the organism in Eukaryota, Dinophyceae, Prorocentrales, Prorocentraceae.
AUGAUCCGGCAGCGCGAGCGGAUGGUGAGGACGCACGCCGAGAAAAUGGAGAGGCUGUUCCAGGCCGCCGAUGGGUCCGGGGACGGCUUGGUAGACGUGGAGGAGUUCCAGGCCACCAUGAGGGAGCCCGACGUGCAGACCUGGUUGGCCUCCAUGGACCUGGACGUGGAGGACGCGGCGGUCGUCUUCCAGCUGGUAGACUCCGACGGCGACGGGAGGCUCACGGCGGAUGAGUUGGUUGCAGGGGUGUCACGGCUGAUGGGUGACGCGAGGAAUUUGGACUUGCUGGUCCUCAUGCGAGAGCAGAGGGAGAUCAUGCAUCUGAUUCAGGACGAGGUCAUCCCACAGCUGGGAGUCAUCCGCGGGUCUCCCGUCGCGGCCAAGCGGAGCGCCGUCUCGCAGAUGGGACAGACCCGCCUCGCUGGCAUCGGCGGCAGGCUCAUGAAGUCGCGUGCUAGGUCGUCGACGGCGCUGAGGUAG